This is a messenger RNA of Drosophila eugracilis, 615 nucleotides long. RefSeq names its product V-type proton ATPase 16 kDa proteolipid subunit (gene Vha16-4). The coding region runs from base 42 to 521 and encodes 159 amino acids. The record is from RefSeq and is a predicted model, not a curated record. NCBI's taxonomy places the organism in Eukaryota, Metazoa, Arthropoda, Insecta, Diptera, Drosophilidae. Gene Ontology annotation, cellular component: proton-transporting V-type ATPase, V0 domain. The transcript has a single exon. Gene Ontology annotation, molecular function: proton-transporting ATPase activity, rotational mechanism. Gene Ontology annotation, biological process: proton transmembrane transport.
AAACUUUGAUUUUCUUCUCCGAGAGUAAAAAAUAGUCUGCCAUGCUUGACCCCGUAGAGCACACCUUGGACCAACCAGCUUUUGCCUCCUUCUUUUGCAUAUUGGGUGCUGUGUCGGCAAUCGUCUUUUCAACAUUGGGAGCUGCUUAUGGAACCGCCAAGGCUUCCGUAGGAAUUUCUUCGAUGGCAAUCAAGCAUCCGCAGCUGCUUAUGAAGGCGAUUGUUCCGGUGGUCAUGGCUGGCAUUAUAGCCAUUUAUGGACUAGUGAUUGCGGUCCUGCUGGCCGGAUCUCUUCAUCAUCAUUUAUCCGCUUACAAGGGUUUCUUGAAUCUCAGUGCUGGACUGGCGGUGGGUGUCUCUGGGAUGGCAGCUGGCAUUGCUAUUGGCGUUGUUGGGGAAGCUGGAGUUCGGGCAUCUGCCCAGCAGCCGAAAGUCUUUGUGGCCAUCAUUCUAGUAUUAAUAUUUGCCGAGGUGUUGGGUCUAUAUGGUCUCAUAGUGGCUAUUUACUUGUUUACCAAGUAAUGUAAUGACAUUCAAAAUGUUCUUGUUCUUUUACUUUUUGUUUGUUAAUGAAAGUAAACUGGUUUUGGAUAGAGCGCUCUAUGGUGCAUCAUCA